Molecule: messenger RNA, 2365 nt
Organism: Paramecium sonneborni
Lineage: Eukaryota; Ciliophora; Oligohymenophorea; Peniculida; Parameciidae
Source: the annotation of a GenBank genome assembly
AUGAUGAUUAGAUUCUGCAUUAUAAUCUUGUUACUAAUGAACAUAGAAUUAAAGGCUAAAAUGUAUGACGAAAGUUAAUUAUAUGAUUGCAAAGAUGAAAUUUAAGAUGAAGUAGAAUAAGCAAUGAAUUAUCAAAAGCUUAAAUUGUUUCCAAUUGAUUGUUGGAUUUUUGUAUUGCUAUGUAAAAUUUGAAUGAACAAUCAAAGCUCCUGUUACAUUUAUGAUAUCAAUCCGAAUUAUCUUUGAGUUCAUUAAAGACUUUCAAUUAUUUGGAGGUCCUGGAGAUAUUAUAUUUGUGAUUACAAUAACUAAUGGAAUAUAAUCAAUAGUUGAAUUUUCUACAGCAUUGUAUGUAUUCAUAAACAACUCAGCUCCAAUAAACAUCUUUUGUGAAGUAGUUAUAAAAAUAAAUUAGAUUACAGGAAUAGUAACAUCUAUAGUUUUUGUGAUUUCAAAUCUAAACAUUUUUAUGUUUGCUGCUUAUCCACUUGCUUUAGUAUAUAAUACAUUAGAGUAAACAACAAAAUUUAUUAGAAUAUUUAAUUACUCCUUCUCUACUAUAAUAAUACUUUUAGUUAUAUUAGACUUUAUUUUUGAUAAUAAUAUUAUAUCAAUCUCCUUAAAUGGGUAGUAUUAUCUAUUUUAUAUUUUCUUAGAAUUUGUGCAAUUGCAGCUACUCAUGAUUCUAUUUGGGAUUACAUAAUUGCUUUAGUAUAUAUGAUUGUAUUUCUUUUAUUUGCCACAAUGUCAUCAAUUAUUGUUUUGACUUUUAAAAAAUUAGUCCCUAAAAUGUCUUCAAUUAAUGAAUUAAGAGGCUAAUACUUGAAAUAUUAUCAAAAAUUCAUAACUUUUAGUUUAGUCAUGAAAUUUUUACUUGGAGUAUUCAGUGCAAUGAAUUUAUUAAAUUGCUAUAUUUUUCUGACUACAUAUCUAUUACCAUCAGCAACUUGUUAAAAUAUUACUUAAGCACUAUGUAUUUUAGGUUAAGUUAUAAUUAUCACCAGAGAUCCUCUUCUUAUAUUAAAGUUUAAAAAUUCAUAAACUUCUGAUAUCUAAUUAGAUUAGAAUAAAACUAUUGAAACUAGAUCUAUUGAAAUAUCUAUGACAUGUAAGAUUUUUUACAAUUUUAUUAUAGCUUUUAAUAUUUUAGAAAAGAUACAAAAAGAAAUGAAAAAAACUUAAGUUAUUUCGAUGUUGGCUGGCAUAUAAUUAUUAAAAAGGUAGAAAUAAGAAUAAAUUAUACUUUAUAAAGAUUUAGCAAUAAAUGAUGAAAAAAAUGAAUCAGAUGGAUCAAGUUAAGGGGAUUUAAGUGAAUUAAUUGAUGCUGCUGUAAAACCAUUUAUUCCUGAAGAAGUUGAAGAGUGUUUAGUUAUAAAUCUUAGUAAUAAUGAUCUUUUUAAAUUAUAAAUUCAAGAAUCUCAAGAUAUUUAAGUUUUUUAAAUGAGAUGCAUAUUAUAUGCUCCUAAAAUAUUUAAUUACUUUUUAACUUUAGAUAAUAUAAAUAUAGAAGAUUCUUUUGAUGUUUAAAAGAAUUUAUUAAAUAUAGAAUAAUCAACAGGUCCUGAUGGUGGUAAAAGUGGAGAAUUUUUUUUUUUUUCUCAUAACAAAUAACUGAUUAUAAAAACAAUGAGAUAAUCAGAGGUUAAUACAUAUAAAAAGAGAUUAUUAAAUUUUGCUACUUAUUAAGCAAAUAAUCCACAAUCUCUAUUAAAUAAAAUUUAUGGAUUAUAUACUUUUGAAAGAUUUGAAAAAUCUGAAGCAAAGGUACACUUUUUAAUAAUGAAAAAUCUAUCACUUGGUAUACCUAAAAAUUACAUAUACAGAACAUAUGAUUUAAAAGGAUCUGAGUAUGAUAGAGAAGUACUUGCUAAAAAAAGUGAGACUGAUUUAUCAAAAUUAACUCUUAAAGAUUUAGAUUUUUUCAAAAUAGAAAAAUAAAUUUGGGUUGAAUAGAAUAUUGCUUAAAGUAUAAUUUUUUUAAUAUAACAAGAAUUAACCUAAAAUUUAUUCAAAGACUCUGAAUUUUUAGAAAAACAAAAACUUAUUGAUUAUUCUUUGUUAGUUAUUAUUAUUGAUUGGAAAGAACAAAAAUAAUUAUUAAUUAAACAUUUAGAUGGCUAACAGAUAAAUAUUAAUCCUUCAAUUAAAGAAUAAGGAGUAUUUUUUAUAACAAUUUUAGAUAUACUAUCAUAUAGGCAUUAUUGAUUACUUAUAAUAAUGGAAUGUUAACAAAUCUCUUGAAAGAAAAACUAAAAAAAUUAUCUAAAUGAAUUUAUAAUUAGAUACUUCUGCUUAAGAACCUAAAAGAUAUAGUAAAAGAUUUAAAGAAAAAUUAGUAAGCAGAAUCCUUCCCUUAUAAUAAUGA